Molecule: messenger RNA, 1008 nt
Organism: Hansenula anomala
Lineage: Eukaryota; Fungi; Ascomycota; Saccharomycetes; Phaffomycetales; Wickerhamomycetaceae
Exons: 1
Coding region: 1-1008 (335 amino acids)
Source: RefSeq, a predicted model, not a curated record
AUGAGCACAAAAGUGUUUUCUGGAGCAGCUGCGUCGCUGUUGAAAAGACCCAAGCUGAGAUUCCACAUCCACGAGCCUGUGCUGUUUGACUUCCCUCAACAAACGUCAAUAAUCAACAAAGUGGUGUUGAAAUCUGAAGCUACUAAAUUGAUUCCACAUUUACAAAGAAAUUCACUUGAGAAAAGUUUCCAUAACGUUAUGCUUGAUUCCAUCGAGGAUGCUCAAGAUGAUGAUGAUGUGAAAUCACUGUAUCGCAAAGUUUAUAAACCGUUUCUAAAAGAUUAUGAAUUGGGGAAAUAUUUCACAAAUGCUGCAAUUGUUAAUCAAAUACGGUCAUAUCUUUCAAGUAAUUUAAAACUUCGAGAUGAUUGUUCUGGGUUUUUACAAUCUAUUGCAAAUGAUAAUGAUUCAAGUUUUGGGAUCCUAAGAAGCGAUUAUCUGAAAACUGUUGGUGUUAUGGAUCAACAUUAUGAUAACUUACUAUAUCAUGUGGGGAAAAGAUCUAAUGUUUUGUUGAAAUGUCAUUUCAGUAAACCAUUAUCACCAUUGAUGAAUGCACAGAAUGCAUUCACAAUUAAUGAUUAUUUGAAAGGUCAAUGUCGCCUAAGAUCCACUGAUUAUUUCUUGAUCAAUUCUCCCACGCAGGCUGAAUCAUUAACAACAUUGGCUUUCAAAUUGGGCAUGAAGGUUGUGUUGAUCACCGAGCCAUAUUUUGAAAAGCCAACAUCUAUGCUGACAGGUGCUAUUGAGCGUUAUGAUGUGGCAAGAGUAGCUAAUGAUUUGAAUGAAUGUGAACUUAUAAAACAUCAAUUAUCUGAAAUGAACCAGAUUACUGUGAAAAAUUUGAAUGAGUUUCAAAAAUUUAUACAAAUCGUUCAUCAUGGUGGAAAUGAAAAGCGUUUGAAUAUUGAUGAGACUUCCUUUUGGGGGAAACUUCAACAGAUGGAGUUGAGUAUUCUUGGAGAAUUGGAAUCCAAGAUGUAUGAGCCAUCAAGAAAAGCUUAUUAA